CGGAGCACACGCUGCAUGUACGCCUUCUACUUCAUCCUGGUCGUAAGCCUCUGUUGCAUCAUGAUGUCCAAAACCGUGGCUAACGAGAUGAGAGAGCAGAUUCCUUUUUUUGAAGAUAUGUGUGAAGACACUAAGGCUGGUGACACCUGCGGGAAUCUGGCGGGCUAUUCUGCAGUGUAUAGAGUCUGUUUUGGAAUGGCUUGUUUCUUCUUCAUCUUCUGUCUACUGACCUUGAACAUCAGCGACAGCAAAAGUUGUAGGGCUCAGAUUCACAAUGGGUUUUGGUUUUCUAAAUUCCUGCUAUUGGUGGCCCUGUGCUCAGGAGCUUUCUUCAUCUCAGAUCAGGAGACCUUUCUGAACACCUGGCGCUAUGUGGGAGCCGUGGGAGGCUUUCUCUUUAUAUGCAUUCAGCUCUUCCUGAUCGUGCAAUUCACACGUGAGUGGAACGAGAAAUGGACUGCAGGCGCAGCCGGUAACAAGCUGUGGUACGCCGCUCUGGCCCUGGCGACCCUCCUCAUGUAUUCCAUUGCUGCUGCAGGCUUGAUUUUGAUGGCAAUUUUUUAUACAGAAGAAGUCGGCUGCCUGGAAAACAAAAUUCUCCUGGGGAUCAAUGGAGGCCUGUGUCUGCUUAUCGCAAUAGUAGCCAUCUCACCCUCGGUCCAAGAGCGACAGCCGCACUCGGGGCUCCUGCAGUCGGGGCUCAUAAGCUGUUAUGUCACCUACCUCACCUUCUCAGCUCUGACCAGCAAACCGGUAGACAUAGUUCUAGAUGAACACAGGAGGAAUGUUACCAUCUGUGUGCCCAACUUUGGUCAAGACCUAGACAGAGAUGAAGACUUGGACACCGGACUGGGUAUUUUCCUCUUGCUUGGAUGCAUCUUGUAUUCCUGUUUGACAUCAACAAGAAGAUCAAGUUCUGACGCUCUGCAGGAGCGAUAUGCAGCCGCUGAACUGGAAGGAGCUCGGUGUUGUUUUUGCUUCGGUCCAGAUGGAGAGGACACUGAAGACGAGCAGCAGGUAAAGGACAGAUUAAGGAUCAUUUAUGACGAGAAGAGAGGCACCGUCUAUAACUAUUCCUACUUCCACUUCAUGUUCUUCUUGGCUUCCCUCUACGUGAUGAUGACCAUCACCAGCUGGUUCAACUAUGAAAGCGCGUACCUGGAAGCCUUCUUCAACGGGAGCUGGUCCAUCUUCUGGGUCAAGAUGACCUCCUGCUGGAUGUGUGUGCUGCUGUACCUGGGGACACUGGUCACCCCUCUGUGCCGCCCUUCUCCACAUUUCUCUGUGUGA
This is a messenger RNA of Otolemur garnettii (small-eared galago), 1290 nucleotides long. RefSeq names its product serine incorporator 5-like. NCBI's taxonomy places the organism in Eukaryota, Metazoa, Chordata, Mammalia, Primates, Galagidae. Gene Ontology annotation, cellular component: membrane. The coding region runs from base 16 to 1290 and encodes 424 amino acids. The record is from RefSeq and is a predicted model, not a curated record. The transcript has a single exon.